Oreochromis aureus is the source of this 825-nucleotide messenger RNA. RefSeq lists its product as uncharacterized. Bases 1 to 825 code for a protein of 274 amino acids. The transcript is spliced from 2 exons. NCBI's taxonomy places the organism in Eukaryota, Metazoa, Chordata, Actinopteri, Cichliformes, Cichlidae. Gene Ontology annotation, molecular function: nucleic acid binding. The record is from RefSeq and is a predicted model, not a curated record.
AUGACUCGAAGACCUGGGGGAGGACGCCAACGCCUGUUCACACAACAGCAGGAACUUGCCGUUGUGGACCUAGUGAGGGCAGACAAUGCCAUCCGUCUCCACCAGCUACGAAAGACAAUACUUGCAGACAGGCAAGUGUUCAACAACAUAAACCAUGUGAGCAUCACCACCAUCAGACGCAUCUUGGGAAAACACAGCAUCACCAUGAAGCAGCUCUACAGAGUCCCAUUUGAGAGGAACAGUGACAGGGUCAAAGGACGUCGAGCUGAAUAUGUACGGAGAAUCUUGGCCAUGGAUGGAGCUGCACAGCCUCAUGAAUUCAUUUUCAUUGAUGAAGCUGGAUUCGACCUGUGCAAAACAAGACGACGGGGUCGUAAUGUAAUUGGCCAAAGGGCAACUGUGCACGUCCCAGGGCAGCGCAGGGGAAAUAUCACAUUGUGUGCCGCCAUAAGCCUUCGAGGGCUUCUGCAUCAUCAUGCAAAACUAGGUCCAUACAAUAGCCAACAUAUUUCUAACACAUUUCUAGAUGCUCUCCAUAAUAUAGUUGUACAGAACAGCCCAGAUCAGCCCAGGUUUGUGGUGAUAUGGGAUAAUGUCAGUUUCCAUCGGGCUGCUCUGGUCCAGGCCUGGGUCUCCAACCACAAUCAACUUGAAGUUGUAUACUUGCCCCCUUACUCACCAUUUUUAAACCCUAUAGAGGAAUUUUUUUCGGCUUGGAGAUGGCAUGUAUAUGACCGCCAACCACAUGCCCGCAUGCCUCUUCUGCAGGCAAUGAAACAGGCCUGCGGCGACAUUCCGGUAACAGCAAUCCAUGGAUGGUUUUGA